Messenger RNA from Habropoda laboriosa, 2856 nucleotides. RefSeq lists its product as uncharacterized. The record is from RefSeq and is a predicted model, not a curated record. Gene Ontology annotation, molecular function: guanyl-nucleotide exchange factor activity. Gene Ontology annotation, cellular component: plasma membrane. The coding region runs from base 1 to 2856 and encodes 951 amino acids. The transcript has 5 exons. NCBI's taxonomy places the organism in Eukaryota, Metazoa, Arthropoda, Insecta, Hymenoptera, Apidae. Gene Ontology annotation, biological process: positive regulation of GTPase activity; Ras protein signal transduction.
AUGUCCGUAACAAGCAAAACCAAAGGUUCUCGCCAUAAGACGAAGAACCUUGAAACGGAAGAGGACAGAAUAAAAAAAUUAUUAGCUUCGGAAUACUCCGAUUUCGCUGACACGAUCCUCGUCGAGUCUCCUUUCGCUGAAACGACAAGAAACGGACGUGGAAUUCGACAAGUUUCCCUCGGUUUAACAUCGUCCAAGCUGAUCCUUGCUGCUGACGUUUUCACGAAGAACAACCAAUUCUUCUGUCCCCGUUCCCUCGAUCCCAGCAUCGAGAGCUUCGAGCUUAUCUCUCUAUAUCCUCUGCGAUACGUCUGCUUGAGCGUGUUCAACCGAAGACACCGCAAAACCUUAAAGGCAAGAUUUAUCGACGGAAGGAUAAAUUACUUCGAGCUUGGCGGAAUACACAGGCGAAACAUUCUCUGGAAGAAAUGGUGCGAAAUCGUGGAAAAUUUGCUCGUGAAGAGAGUAGAUGAAAGUUCGUUAUCGGAAACGACUGCAGCUAGUUCUUCGAGCAGUUCAACCUUGUACAUUCUUUCCUCGGAGAUCGAAAUUCAGAAGGAUCCUAAGAAGGAAGGUGAAAAAGCUGUAUGCAGAAUAUGGACUCACUAUGGAGGUGCAGGUGAUUACGCGCCCCCAACAUGGCGCCAGAGAGACCUCUACCUUGGACCGUCUCACAACGAGUUAGCAGACGGUCGAUACACUCCGAUUCCCGUAAGAUUUGCCGGAGCCAGUUUAGAGAACAUCAAGGACGAGCUGAGAGAUCUUUCUCCGAGCAAAGCUGAGAAAGGUACGCGCAGCUGGCCCACGUGUCACUGUCUGAAGGAGAGACAGAAGAAGAACGGCGGUCUUUGCGACGUUCUCUUCAUCAGAGACAAGCAUAACCGAAAGUAUCUCAACGCGAACAAAUUCUUCGCCACCUGUCAGAGCUGUCCUUGCAAUCAUCUGCAAGCGAGAAUCUUCCAGGACAAAGUUAGCGACAGACGAAACGUGUGGUACGAAGAAGAGACACUGGACGAGGAGGAGAGAAGUCCUAAGAGGUGUCUGACGAGAAGGAUAUCUCGAUUUGGAAUCGGAGUGCCGGAGAAUUGUCACUCCGGAUUGGUUCUUGGUCCGACCCGAAGGGAACGAGAGUGUUUACCCUCGAAACCGACGAUUAAACGUAAACAGAAUUUGUACACUCUGAUGGAAAAUGGAGUGAAAAUUUGGGAAGGUGAAAGAAAGGGUUGUUGCAAAUCUUCGAAGCCUUCGAAGCAUUUUAGGAGAUACGGUCUCUGCAGUGCGCCUCAUUUUUUGUACGCUCUUGGUCCUUGGUCUGUGCAACCUGGAGAACGAAGCACUCUUCAGGGGCGUAGGUCUUUUAGUUUGGUUACUGUUAGAAGGCAACCUGCUGAGUCUGAACUGAGACUUCCCGUGUCACGUCGUCAGUUGGCUACUAGUAUUUCGUAUUGUGCUCUUCAGUCGGGUAGGUUUGGAGCAGUUGGCAGCACUGCAAGAGGACGUGUCGUGCUGUUCUGGACUCCGGAGUAUUGGUACAGACCUAGACCUGCCUCUGCUGCUUACAGGGAGCUGAGACGACACUUGAACCACCUAAGAAAUUACCGUCGCGAGAAGGAGCGACCUGUGAAACGUAAAUUAUUCUCCAGAAGAAAAAAGUGUCUCUGCGAGAAAGAAUCGAUCAUCGUCCCCGAAGAGAAACCUAGUUUUCUCGAAAGAAUCUUCUCCGGAAACGUGCCUUACAGGAAAAAGAAGAAAUCCGUGGCCGAAGAAAACAGUGCCACCGUCCAACUAAAAAACUUGCUCAGAAUGGAUUUCAGAAUAACGAUUUGGGACAUAAACAGCACCAUUCUGUCAAAACAGUUAACGCUCAUAGAUCGCGAUCUCUUCGUCCGAAUCCCUCCAGAAGAAAUAGAAAUCCUAGUCUUCCAAAGGAGCUCGCGAAACGCGCCUAACUUGGCCGCCUGGGUAGCCUUCAGCCAUCGAAUCUCCUGUUUGACAGUCAGCGAAAUCCUGGCGGUGAAAAAAUUAGCCAUGCGAAGCAGAAUCAUCGCGAGACUGAUCAACGCAGCCAGAAAAUGUUUCGCCAUGGGAAACUUUCAUUCCUGCAGAUCGAUCCUCGCUGGUCUACAAGCUCCGCCGAUUUUCAGGCUGCGAAACAGCUGGUCUUAUCUUCGUAUCCACCAUGCUAACAGAUACGAAGUUAUGGAGAGACUUUGCAAACUUUACAAGAAUCCUUGCAGCUCGGCUUAUCGUCGAGCUUGGGCCAAAGUCGAGAAGAAUCCACCGUUCAUGCCACACGUGGCUGACCUUUUAGCGAAGAUCCUCGGUCUGAGUAAUCCGGAAAAUCGUCAAAAAUACAGCAAACUUAACCGUAUAAACGAUGAAACAAGUAGUUCAAAGUAUUUAACCGCAGACUUCGUUAACAUAAGUAAAGAUUCGUCUGUGAGAAUUAAGGAGGAUUUGGAAGAGAAGCAAAGCUCGGACAAGGGUAUCAUUGCGUCGGUUUUAACUAGGAUAAAGUACAGGAGAGAUCAGAAAACAAUUUACGAGGAGAAGACGGACUCGUUUUGGUCGACAAGGGAGCAGGAUUUAGCGUGGAAAUAUUUCUAUCGUUGGAAUAAUCUCGUUGCGAGGCGUAAAGUUUGCGCGAAGGAGGUGGAGAGAUCGAGAGACGUGGAUUCGAGGAUGAAACGAGUGAUGGAGGUUGCGUUCUGGUUAAUGGAAUGUCAGAAACAAGCUCAAGGGUACGAGUUUCCGGUGCACUCGUUCACCAGGGAAUUUUUAUUGAAGACUCGAUAUAGGGAGGACAGGGAGAACUUUUUUAUUAGUUUGAAAGUGGAGCCGUCGACGAUCACUUGA